Molecule: messenger RNA, 1671 nt
Organism: Salvia miltiorrhiza (redroot sage)
Lineage: Eukaryota; Viridiplantae; Streptophyta; Magnoliopsida; Lamiales; Lamiaceae
Product: probable indole-3-pyruvate monooxygenase YUCCA3
Exons: 2
Coding region: 156-1388 (410 amino acids)
Biological process (GO): auxin biosynthetic process
Molecular function (GO): NADP binding; N,N-dimethylaniline monooxygenase activity; flavin adenine dinucleotide binding
Source: RefSeq, a predicted model, not a curated record
UCAAUCUCAUCAUUCCAACAACUACAUUUCCAUCACUACUCAAAAACACACACACACAACUUAUAACCAACAAAACUUCUCACAUUCUGGUAAAGUCGAGACACUCAAAAACUUUUCACAUUCCGAUCAAACACAAACACGAUACGAAAAAAAAAAUGUUUAGCUUCUCAGAUAGCAACACGCUCUCCCGGCGGUGCGUGUGGGUGAACGGCCCCGUGAUCGUGGGGGCCGGCCCCUCGGGCCUGGCGGUGGCAGCCGGGCUGAAGCAGCAGGGCGUCCCGUUCGUGAUUGUCGAACGGGCCGACUGCAUUGCCUCCCUUUGGCAGAAGCACACCUACGACCGGCUGAAGCUCCACCUCCCGAAGCAGUUCUGCCAGCUCCCCGACUUCCCCUUCCCCGACCACUACCCGCGCUACCCCAACAAGAAGCAGUUCGUGGAAUACAUGGAAUCCUACGCCGCCCACUUCGACAUCAACCCCCACUUCAACGAGACCGUCCAGACCGCCAAAUACGACGAGGCCUGCCGCCUCUGGCGCGUCAGCACCGCCUCCGCCGAGUACAUCUGCCAGUGGCUCGUCGUCGCCACCGGCGAGAACGCCGAGCGCGUCGUCCCCGACAUCCCGGGGCUCGACGAGUUCGCCGGCGAGGUCAUCCACGCCUGCGACUACAAGUCCGGUGACAAAUUCAAGGGCCAGAAGGUCCUCGUCGUCGGCUGCGGAAACUCCGGCAUGGAAGUCUCCCUCGAUCUCUGCGACCACCACGCUCAGCCCGCCAUGGUUGUUCGUAGCGCGGUUCAUGUUCUCCCGAGAGAAGUGAUGGGGAAAUCAACGUUCGAGCUAGCCAUGUUGCUGAUGAAAUGGCUGCCGCUGUGGGUGGUGGAUAAGGUGAUGCUAUUUCUGGCAUGGAUGGUGCUGGGGAACAUGGAGAAAUACGGGCUGAAGCGGCCGUCGGUGGGGCCGUUAGAGCUGAAGAACAAGUACGGGAAGACGCCGGUGCUGGACGUGGGCGCGCUCGAGAAGAUCAGAUCGCGGGAAAUCCAAGUGGUUCCCGGGAUCAGAAGCUUCUCGAAGGGCGCGGUGGAGCUCGUGACGGGAGAGAAGAAGAUGAUCGACUCUGUUAUCUUGGCUACGGGAUACCGUAGCAACGUGCCUUACUGGUUGCAGGAGAGUCAAUUCUUUGGUAAAAAUGGAUUUCCCAAAAACCCAUUUCCAAAUGGGUGGAAAGGUGAAGGUGGGAUUUACGCAGUUGGGUUCACGAGGAGAGGGCUGGCUGGAGCAUCUGCUGAUGCUGUAAGGGUUUCACAAGAUAUUGCCAAAAUUUGGAAGGAUGAUUUGAAGCAGAAGAAGCAAAAAGUUCCUACUCAUAGAAGAUGCAUUUCAACCUUUUGAGUUCAAUUCUUUUUUUCUUUUAAUUUGAAGACCUAAUAUUCUUUGCUUCUUUUAUACACAUAAAUAUUGAUGUAAGAAGUGUGUAUACCAAUGUAGCAUAGAGAUCAGCCCUCUCCGAAACGCCCAAAGAGAUUUUUGAAAUUUGGGCACUUUCUAUACCGAGGAUGAUGAGGCUCUUUUCUCUUUAAUAUUCUUUUUUUUUCCCUUUGUUGAUUUGUUGAAGAGAUGUACAAUUGGAAUAUUUUCCUUAAGUUUCAAUGGAAUAAGGUGCUUUUUUCUGUAA